This is a messenger RNA of Cannabis sativa, 633 nucleotides long. RefSeq lists its product as uncharacterized. The transcript is spliced from 3 exons. NCBI's taxonomy places the organism in Eukaryota, Viridiplantae, Streptophyta, Magnoliopsida, Rosales, Cannabaceae. The coding region runs from base 1 to 633 and encodes 210 amino acids. The record is from RefSeq and is a predicted model, not a curated record.
AUGGCAGCCAUUUGCUUGUAUUUAGAUGUUUUAGGUAGUUGGUACUGGAGGAAGAUUGUAGCUCUAAAAGGCUUGCUAUUGAAUCUAGUUGAUCCUACAACCUUUACUCUAAAGAAAUACAAUGUUGCAGAUGGCUACAAAUGGCUAUGGCCCACGGUUUCGAGAGUCAAAGGGAGUAAAGAAGUUUGGAAUCGCUUGAAUACCCCCAAGCACAGCUUUGUCUUCUGGCUUGCCAUUCAAAACAGAUUAAAGACCAGAGAUAGGCUGCUCAGAUUUCAGAUCACAACAGAUCCUUCAUGUUUGCUUUGCUCGGGGAAUGCUGAAACUUGUGAGCACUUGUUUUUUCACUGCCCUUUCUCUAAUGAAUGCUUACAACAAAUCAAGAAUUGGCUGGGUUGGAAGACACCAGCAACAUCUUUAAUGGACCUCGUGCGUGUUAUAGAGAAAAGACCAUACUCUGCCUUCCGAAAGCAGGUAUUUGCUGCUGCUUGUGCUGCCCUUUUGUAUCAAAUAUGGAGGAAUAGGAAUGCUCGACUAUGGCAGCAGAAGCAAGAAGACCCGAAGACCAUUGCGGACACGUGGCAGACGCUGAAUGGGAGAGGAGCUGACGGGUGGACGGGUGGCGGGCGCUGA